AUGCCGCACCAAGGAAACUUAUCUGCGUGGAUCGAAGUGAACGGAGCUCAGCUCACCGAAUAUGGGACGGAACACUCUGCAGACGGAACUACAACUACUUGCUGGAUACCUUCCGAAGGGGGCAAGGCUUUUGAAAUAUGUUAUAGAGAUUCUUUAAACAAUUUUACCACUGCGAUCUCGCUUUCUGUGGAUGGAAUACGUUGCAAAGGAAAAGUAGCCCGUGCUCAUCUCCGGCCUGCUGUCGUCAGGCAGCGUGGGGUGUCAAUAACCGAUGCUUCGUACAAGCCAUUCGUUUUCUCAGAUUGCAAGCUAAUAGAUGAUGACGACUUCGUCACCCUCACACCUGGCAUCGGCGAGAUCACCGUCCGGGUCGCCGAAGUCACCAUACAAUCAAAGCACGCUAAGCCUAGAAAGAUCCCAUACUUCCCGCCACUGAAUGUUCAUGAAAGAGCAAAGAAGGGUGUUGUUCAUGGUACUCAGUUAGGCGACACUGUGUUGCUGCGAUCUAGCAAAGCGCCUGUUCGAACGCACAAAGUCAGAGACUUGUCUACGUUCAUCUUCAAAUACCGACCGUUAGAUGUACUCCGGGCAGACGGUAUCGCCCCACCAGCCCUAGGUCAACAACCUCACCCUCGAGCUGUUCCUGUAUCUCUAGGCUUUAUUGAUCUCACUAUCGAAGAGGAUGGCUCCAAUGCCGACCAACGGAGGUCGUCGCCUCGUAUAAAGGAGAUAAAGAAGGAACGCUCAAUUACUCUCGACACCGACGUCAUUGAUUUGACGGUUUAA
Cyclocybe aegerita is the source of this 786-nucleotide messenger RNA. Lineage: Eukaryota; Fungi; Basidiomycota; Agaricomycetes; Agaricales; Hemipholiotaceae. The record is from the annotation of a GenBank genome assembly.